CUCCACCCAGAUACCUGCUAGUUGGUCUGAACCACUCUGACAAGCAGGGUUUCACUCAGGGUUUUUUUAUACUCGAGUAUAUUUGGAGAACUUCUAGGAGAGGGGUUCAUUGUGAACUAGAGUGGUGGAGCAUUAUCUUGAAAAUCACAGUUCUUCAGGUCUCUCCAUGAAACACACCUAGCUCCAAAGAUAGUUUCUGUCUUUGCAAAUUUAUCCUCAUCAAAUUACCCUGAUGGACCCUCAGGUGAGCAGCAGCCAGUCUGUCAUUACCUGCCCUGACAAAUCCCCUGCCAGCACAUUUAAACCAUCCCAUUCAAGGAAUAACAGCACUGGUUCGUCAAAGCACUCAAAACAGUCUCGUAACUGGGAGAUCAUGGAUGAUGUUCCUGGUUCUUCUCUGGAUCUCAGUAUUCCUGGAAUCUGUGAGGGAUACCUGAUGAAAAGAAGGAAGUACCCACUGAAGGGCUGGCACAAGAGGUACUUCCUGUUGGAGAGAGGCAUUCUCAAAUACUCAAAGACUCAACAGGAUGUUCAGAAAGGUAAACUCCAUGGUUCUCUUGACAUCAGCAUGGCUGUUAUGUCUGUGAACAAGAAGUCCAAACGAAUAGACCUUGAUGCUGGAGACAACCUUUAUCAUCUUAAGGCAAAGAGCAGUGACAUCUUCUACAUUUGGCUGACGAAGCUUGCCGCCCAUCGUCUUUAUAGAAAAAAUGAAGCAAUGAGUGUCCAUCGUGGUGUUCUUCAGGCUCUUUCCUUGAGCCAGAGUACACUACCAGUUGUGGCCACUUUGACCCAGCAAAACCAAUCAACUCCUCCUCAAGACACCAGCUCAACAUUUGUAGACCAUCCAGAGGUUACAAGCACCACUCCUCUUUCCUCUUAUUCAGGGGUAAACAACAAGGUGUCGGCUUGGCUGCAACAGACCCACAACAUUGAUGCAACUUCCAACGAAUUAGCUAGGAGUCAAGCAGAACUGACUGAACUGGUUCAACUCGUGCAGAGACUACACUGGCUUGAAGGAGGUAUCCCUAUUACAAAUACCGACCUUGAGAUGCGCAUCAGUAUGCAGAAUCUCUUCCUAGAAAAACCCAAGAAGAAGUCGGGGAAGGUGGGUCACUCAAGGACUUUAUCCCGUGUUGAAGCCAUGGGUGGAAUGUUUACAUCAAGCCAUCUCAGCACAAACAACAGUUCCAAUUUGGGUGCAUCUGUUCAGUCCAUACCUGACUAUGUUUACUCACAGCUGUCAAACCCUCAAGUAACUUCACCUGAAGCAAAAAAGCUCCACCAAGACAUUUGUACUCUUUCUCAGAGGGUCCAUAUGUCUCUGAAGUCCAUUCAUGAGGUUUUGACGUUGGAAAGAGAGCGACUGAGACAGGCUUGGACUAGUCCUGACCUGAGACAGAAUGCCUCACAGCAGCUGGCAACACUCUGCACCACACUGUCUGAGCUUGACAUGCAGUCCCAUCUGACCAAAGUCCAUUCGAUUUCCCUGUCUUCUGGCUCUACUGAAGAAUCCUUCUGCACUGUCUGUACAGAACAGCGGACAUCUCUGAAUCGUCACAGUCAUCGUGCUCCCUCAGUGGCAGACUCUAUUGCAGAAUAUUUUGAUGCCCAUGAAGUCAUUGUUUGUGAGACCUCAUCAGAUGCAGAGGCAUCAGAUGAGUCAGGCUUGAGUGACAUCACUACCACCAGCAACUCUGAGCCUGAAGAAGGUCACUCCACUGCCACACUGAACUACCGAGAAAGUCUGAACAGCGCAACUGACAAACCCAAUCUGGUGCCCUCUGAUACAGGGCGUCGCACCACACUCCCUUCCCCAGGAGCAGAGAACAGUCACAUUGGAAUUAUGACCAUCCUUUACAAUAACAUUGGCAAGGACCUGUCCAGAGUCUCAAUGCCAGUGGCUCUUAAUGAACCACUGUCCUUGCUUCAAAGACUUAGUGAAGAGCUAGAGUAUUCUGACCUGUUGGACAUUGCCAAUAAUACUGAUGACCCAUAUCAAAGAAUGGUGUAUGUGGCAGCAUUCUCCAUUUCUGGUUAUGCUUGGGCAUCAUGGAGAAAUCGCUACAAACCAUUCAACCCAGUUCUUGGAGAAACUUACGAGAAUCACAGAGAAGACAGGGGAUUCUAUUACAUCAGUGAGCAGGUUAGCCAUCAUCCACCCAUCUCAGCCUGUCAUGCAGAGUCAGAAAAUUUCACUUUCUGGCAAGAUCAGAGAUGGAAAUACAAGUUUUGGGGGAAGUCAGUGGAGAUAAUCUCCUCUGGACUGGUCAACGUAUCCCUUCCAAAGUAUGGGGAUCACUACCAAUGGAAUAAGGCAGUGACGUGCAUCCACAAUGUGCUAAGCCAACAACGCUGGUUGGAGCAUUAUGGCGAAGUGGUCAUAAGAAAUACAAAGAGUGAUGUCUGUACCUGCAAGAUGACCUUUGUUAAGUCUCGGUAUUGGAGCUCAGAGAGCAGUAAAAACGAGAUACAAGGUGUUGUUUUGGACCAAGCUGGAGAGGUGGUUCAUCGCUUUGGAGGCUUCUGGCAUGAAGGUGUCUUCUGUGACACGUUAGCCACACCAACUUGCAUCUGGAAGCCCAAUGUACAGCCUGAUGACCACUUCCAGUUCUAUGGCUUUUCACAUUAUGCCAGAGAGCUAAAUGAAUUAAGUGCAGACUUGAAAGCUGUCCUCCCCCCUACAGACACACGCUUCAGGCCAGACCAAAGGCUCCUGGAGGAGGGGAAAGUGGCAGAGGCAGACAAAAAGAAGGAUGAGGUGGAGGAAAAGCAAAGGGAGAGGAGAAAGGAAAUGGACAAAAGAGGAGAGGAACAUGUCCCUAGGUUCUUCAGAAAAGUACUUGAUGAGGCUGGCAGAGAAGUGUGGACAUAUAAUGGAACCUACUGGAAGAUUCGUCAAGCUCCAGGCUUUUCAAAGACUGAAAAUCUGGCCUUGUGGUAGAAUAUUAAAACUGGCCAAGUUUCCAUAGAGAUAUAAAUAAAUCCAUUUAGUUACAUCAUGAAGAAAAAGUGGUAUUCUUUACUCUCUGCAGACAAAUGUUUGUAUUAAAUCAGUACUGCAGUCAUUUGGACAUACUAAAGGCUGAGUGUGUGUUUCUUCCAUUACCUUUAGCAUUAAUAUAGCAUGAUUGUAAACAAAAACAUGAAUAAACCUUAACUGAGUAUGUAUCUUUGAGGUUAGAUGCAACAAUGAAACCAUUAAACUAAAUUAGUUUCUUUUGUUUAAACUGUUAGUAAAUUACUUUUUAAAAAGAUUUGCCUUAUCUUAAAAUCAUAAAGAAAACGUAUCUUGAGCUUUAACAUGUCUAGGGCAGGGGUAGUUAUACUUAAGGGGAAUGUUAUGCCCAGUCUUUUUCCUCAGUGUGUCAUAGAAAACACAUACAAGGCUGACAUGCAUUAUAUUUUUUCAUUUCAUCGUGACAUCGGGAUCUCUUGGGUGUUUCGGGUAUACUGUACAUGUUAUAUAAACCAGCAUUAUUGUAUUUCGUUUGCUUGAAUGAACUGACAGACUAUGUACCACAGAUUCGCUCAGUUUUUACCAAAAUAAAAAAAUUUCAAACAAAA
Fundulus heteroclitus (mummichog) is the source of this 3567-nucleotide messenger RNA. RefSeq names its product oxysterol-binding protein-related protein 6. The record is from RefSeq and is a predicted model, not a curated record. Gene Ontology annotation, molecular function: cholesterol binding. The transcript is spliced from 24 exons. Lineage: Eukaryota; Metazoa; Chordata; Actinopteri; Cyprinodontiformes; Fundulidae. The coding region runs from base 233 to 2944 and encodes 903 amino acids. Gene Ontology annotation, cellular component: plasma membrane; intracellular membrane-bounded organelle; perinuclear endoplasmic reticulum.